CUCGGGUACGUCCUUGGCACUUAUCGUCGAUUGAGUAUUAGAAAAAUGUUAAGAAAAGUCAGAUUUUUGGGAGGCACGUAAGAUUUGUAAUGCCUAUAGUUCUUCUAUGGCCUAUAGCGCCCCGGUCUGACACUCGCGCUUUUGUGAUUUCGUUGGAUACGUAUCUUAGCACACUUUAAUAACAAAUUCAGUCACCAAUUUGCACUUUGGCUCUAGGAUUAUUACACAAGUAAAUGUAGUACUGAAAUGUAUUUGUGAGAAGUAGAUACUUACUCAAUCAUUUUUAAUUUACUGCCCAGUACUAGAUACCGAAUAGCUACAUUAAAAAUGUCUUUAAAAUGUAUUAGAUGAAUAAUGGAAAUGGAUCACUAUAUUAUUUAAACCAUAGAAGCUUGAGAAAUUGAAGAAACGAGAACAUAUUAUAACCUCAAUUUAUAACUUGAGAUAAAAGGAAUAAAACAAACAUCAAAAUGCAUAAGAAUUCUUCUUUUCUACUCACCAGGCUGAGCAAAUAUCUAAAAAGCGCCUGCAGAAUGCUCUCAACUGCAGAAAAUCAACAUGUGCUUACCAAAGAAGUGGGAGAUAAAGCUGUCAUAAUCCUCAAUCGUCCCAAAUCUUUAAACGCUCUAGGAACCAUUUUAAACAGACAACUGACAGAGUCCUUAAGGAAAUGUAUCAACGAAAAAUCUUUAAUUAUCUUGAAAGGUGCUGGAGAUAAAGCAUUCAGCGCAGGAGGGGACUUAUUAGAAGUUAAAGCUUAUUUUGAAGAUGGUCAAUGGAAAAAGCUUACAGAACUAAUAGUCGACCUUAAUAUUAAUAUUUAUUUAAUUCAUACUUCAAAAGUUCCUGUAAUAGCGUUCAUGAAUGGCAUCACAUUUGGUGGAGGAGCUGGCAUAUCUUCUUUCGCUACUUACAAAAUAGCAACAGAGAACACACAGUUUGCGAUGCCAGAAUCAAAAAUAGCUUUUCACCCAAAUUCCGGAGGAACAUAUUUUUUAAAUAGAGCGAAAGGUAGACUUGGUUACUACCUAGGAUUAACUGGAAAUACACUUAAAGGAUCUGAUGUAUUUCAAGCAGGUUUUGCAACUCACUACUGCUUGAGUAAGAAUUUGGAAACAUUGGAAAAAGCUAUUCUUUAUUCAAGCAAGCAAGAUAGUAUUAACGAGAUUAUAGAUGAUAUUUGUGAAAGGAAUAUUCCUGAUUUUAGUUUAGCUCCUGUGAUGGAUAGCAUAAACCGAUGUUUUGCUGCUCCUACAGUUGAGGAUAUUUUAAAAAAAUUAGAUGAAGAUGGAACUGAUUGGGCCAAGAAGACUGUUGAAAAUUUGAGAAAAUAUUCGCCGACAUCGUUGAAAGUAAUAUUAAGACAGUUGCAAAAAGGCAGACAUUUUAAUUUGGAGGAAUGUUUAGUUAUGGAAAGUAAUUUGACUGUGAAUUUUUAUCAUUUUCCAGAUGUAAUAGAAGGAACUAGAACAACUCUAAUAAAUAAAGGUGAAAUAGCUCAAUGGAAUCCUUCACGAUUAGAAUCUGUUACGGAGGAAUUAAUAAACCAACAUUUUGAAGAAAGUGCGGGUGAAGAACAAAGAAAAAUGCUACGUAAGUUGCAAAUAAAUGUAAAUUCAAAAAUAUAAGAUUAAUAAUUAUAAUAAUGCUUUUAUUUCCAACACCCAAUGACAGAAAAUAAAUGAUUUGCAAAUAUAAGAAGAAGAAAUAAAAAAAUAACAUAAG
This is a messenger RNA of Psylliodes chrysocephalus, 1725 nucleotides long. The record is from the annotation of a GenBank genome assembly. NCBI's taxonomy places the organism in Eukaryota, Metazoa, Arthropoda, Insecta, Coleoptera, Chrysomelidae.